UGCAGGGAAAAGGCACAAUAUGAUAAUGAUAACACAAACAACAUAAUACAAAUAUAAACUAGUUUGGCAGGCCUGGUUAAACAGCCAAGAGGGCCGCAUCUGGCCCGUGGGCCGUAGUUUGCCUAAGCCUGGCCUAGAGUAUUACUAAAGUACUUUAAUCUGGCCUAUACAUGCUAAACACUAAAAGCACUACAUACAGAGUUUCCAAUUACGGCAGGUUGUCAACAGUAAGAUCAGUGCAGUCACACAGAAGCCAUCUAACAUCCACCUGAGCACCUGUUGUUUUAAGGUAAGACUAGAUCAAAUAACGUGUAUGGAUGGAGUUUAAAUUUGACGCAGAUACUUGGACAUAAGAAGCUAAAUGUUACAUCAUGGAACUUCUUCUUCUAUCCAUGUAUUUUCAUUAUGGUUUUCUUUGAAACCCUGUUUCUGAGAAAGAGCAGAGCUGGUCGUUGACGUUCUUCAGAGAGCAGUUGAAAAUGGCAGAGGCCUUGAGGCUAAUGUCAAGUGCUGCUCUCCAUUAAUGUCAGACUAUCUUUAGAUGUUUUUUUUUCUUUCGCUUCUUUGACUCUCUUUUCUUCGCCGCUGCUCAGGGAUGUGAACUAACAUUUUCUGAUGGUGGUCCUGCUGUGUGGUUUUCCCUAGAACCGGCAUCUACUUAGCUGAGAGCGGCGUCAUGUGUGUAGCUUCACCCCAGCUCGGUGCAAACGCUCUGAGCGGCAGGAACGGCAGGGCAGAGCAGAGCCGAGCCGUGAUGUUCAGGAGGAGAUUCAACUGAGAACAUCUGCAUCCUGCAGCUGUGAAGAGGAGGAGAACGCGGGAAGAAGAGAUCUGCUGCUCCUUCCUCCAUCCAUCCAUCCAUCCAUCCAUCCUUCCUUCUUUCCUCCCUCCCUCUCCACCUCUCCUCAGCCUCUGUCCAUCGCUGCAGCAGCUGCCGCCGCCGCCACUGCUGCUGCUGCUCUCCCCUCCAGCCUGACAUCCUACUGUGAGCUUCUGUGUGGGUGAUGAUCAGUGGACGACGAGACCAGAGCUGAACACAAUGAGCUGCCAGGACAAAUGGGUCACUCUGACCCCGGCCGAGUUUGCACUGCUGCAGGAAUAUGCUCAGUACUCCACCAAAAAGUUGAAGGACGUGCUGCAGGAGUUCCAUGGAGAUGGGGUUUUGGCCAAAUACAAUCCAGAGGAGAAGCAGGAGAUCCUCAACCAGGAGAUUGACUUUGAAGGAUUUAAGCUCUUCAUGCAGACAUUCCUAGAGAGUGAACUUCCCGAGGAGUUCUGUCAGCAUCUCUUCAUGUCCUUCAGCAACAAGGAGCCAAAACCCACUGCCUCGGGUUCAGAUAAAUCCAGGGUCUCUGGUUUGAAGCUGAUCAAAAGUAGCUCCACGCCACUGAAGACACCCACACUGCCCCAACCUCUGAACACAGUGCAGCUAAAAGACAUUGUAUGUUACCUGUCACUGCUGGAAGGGGGACGUCCAGAGGACAAGCUGGAGUUUAUGUUUCGUCUCUAUGACACAGAUGGAAAUGGCUCCUUGGACAGUUCGGAGCUCGAGCACAUUAUAUCCCAGAUGAUGCACGUGGCUGAGUACCUGGAGUGGGAUGUGACCGAACUGAAACCAAUUCUACAGGAAAUGAUGGAGGAAAUUGAUUAUGAUCACGAUGGCACUGUGUCCCUGGAAGAAUGGAUCCAAGGGGGAAUGACCACCAUUCCGUUGCUAGUACUGCUUGGCCUGGAGACAAACGUGAAAGAUGACGGACAGCACGUGUGGAGACUGAAGCACUUCAACAAACCAGCCUACUGCAACCUGUGUCUGAACAUGCUGAUCGGACUGGGAAAACAAGGACUCUGCUGCUCCUUCUGCAAGUACACGGUACACGAGCGCUGCGUGGCUCGGGCUCCACCGUCGUGCAUCAAAACCUAUGUCAAGUCCAAGAAAAACACAGAGGUAAUGCAUCAUUUCUGGGUGGAAGGGAACUGCCCCACCAAGUGUGACAAGUGUCACAAAACCAUUAAGUGUUACCAGGGCCUGACUGGGCUGCACUGCGUCUGGUGUCAGAUCACGCUUCAUAACAAGUGUGCCUCCCACGUCAAACCUGAGUGUGACUGUGGACCCCUGAAGGACCACAUCCUACCCCCCAACUCCAUCUGCCCCGUUGUUCUGGAGCGGCAGACGACGCUGAGGAAGGACUCUCGCUCCAGUCAGUCCAGUCGAGGGAAGAUGCAGAGAGCAAACUCUGUCACGGUGGACGGUCAGGGACUGCAGAUCACGACAAUAGAGGGCACUCAUCCUCUGCUUGUCUUUGUCAAUCCCAAGAGUGGAGGGAAGCAGGGAGAGAGGUAAGGACACACUAAGCACACAAUCUGCUCAUUACCUGUCAUACAGGCUUUACAGUAAAUCCACCACUCAGCAGUGGCAGCAGCAGCAGAAAGAGCGACGCAUUGAAAGCACCGCUAACGUUGGCCCAGGAUUUGUAAAACACGAAAAACAGCAAGAAUUGGCCAAAGGCUGGAAUAGCAAUAAGUUAGAUAAAAAGAAAACACAUUCAAAUUCAAAGAUACAAAUACACAAAAUACUAUAAAGUAGACAACGGUCAGUAUUUCAUACUAUGUAAACAACCCUGGAUAGGUUCUUAAAAGCCACUGUUUGAGAAAGUGAACCUUCUAACCUCUGACCUCUGACUGCUCCAUGCCCCGAAGCUGAAUUUGUCAAAUAA
Cynoglossus semilaevis (tongue sole) is the source of this 2714-nucleotide messenger RNA. RefSeq names its product diacylglycerol kinase beta-like. Gene Ontology annotation, biological process: signal transduction. The record is from RefSeq and is a predicted model, not a curated record. The transcript has 16 exons. Gene Ontology annotation, molecular function: calcium ion binding; ATP-dependent diacylglycerol kinase activity. Gene Ontology annotation, cellular component: plasma membrane. The coding region runs from base 1040 to 2341 and encodes 433 amino acids. NCBI's taxonomy places the organism in Eukaryota, Metazoa, Chordata, Actinopteri, Pleuronectiformes, Cynoglossidae.